Molecule: messenger RNA, 2277 nt
Organism: Aureobasidium namibiae CBS 147.97
Lineage: Eukaryota; Fungi; Ascomycota; Dothideomycetes; Dothideales; Saccotheciaceae
Exons: 3
Coding region: 1-2277 (758 amino acids)
Cellular component (GO): cytoplasm
Source: RefSeq, a predicted model, not a curated record
AUGCCUCGAAACAAAUCCUCCUCAACGCUGAACUCGGUCUUUGGUGGAAAGUCUCCGCCGCUCCCCUCGGGUUCUCCUCCUCUUCCUUCUCUGCAGUCCGUCUCGAGCUCCAACACGAACCUUGCCGGCAUGAACGGUAGCAAGACUCCUCCACUCGGUUCCCGACCCGCCCCAUCGAACAACAACAGCAGCCGCUAUAGCAUCGCCGUGAGUACACACACGACCCUAUCUUGGCUACAGAAGACUGACACGAGAGCAGGGUACAUGUCCCCGCUAGCACCUCGUGUUGUCUCGGCAUCCGAGGGAUCGUGGGUCCACCAGAAAGUUCUUCUCAUCUACGGCCAGGUCGGUGACCCGUCACAACCACUCGACGGCGACAUUGUCGUCUGUUCGCACCAAGACUGCUUUCCUCCAAUGUCAUGGCCCGUCAGCGACUCGCACUUCAAAGCACUCGUCUAUCUACAACCAGGUCCCAACAGACUUCGCCUAGACUUUAUCCCUCGCCAGCGUAGACCUUCGCAAGGACAGAUGAACGGCACUGCCCACUCUUCCUAUUUCCAGAUCAACUAUCUUCCCAUGAACUCCUCUCCACCUCUUCACCUGGCCAUCUUGGUUGCAAAAGACUCACCUCGAACAUACGACGCUGUUCCUGACCGAAUAAAGACCGAGGGCAACGGCCUAGAAACAGCAGUGCGGAAAUUCCGCAUGGCUGCUUAUCUGUGGCAAGCCUUCACAGGCGAGCAGAUGAACAGGCAUGGUUUUGGCCGUCGCUGCUUCCGCUAUGAGGAGGAAUGGCAACAAGGUACCUUGACUGGUCGCGACCUCGCAACCGGGCAGAUGCGCAAUGAGGCCAAGAUCCAUGUCAUCACUCUAAACAAGACUGUUGCCGAGAUUCAAGACCUCAACAUAGCACAACAGUACGAGCCUGCGAAACAAAAGGGCGAUCUCUUCUCCGUCGCUAUGGACGCUGUCAAGAAUCACUUCAAGCCUCGACCGGGUCAGAAAGAGUACGUGUCUUGCAUGUACUUGGAUACACAUUGGGACUCCAAAGUUGGCACAGUGAGAGGACAUGCUGCUCUGGGAGGUGGUGACGAACAGGUCAAACUUGCCAUCUUUGGCUCUCACUCUCUGCAAUCAUAUCCUGCUCACCUGGAAGAGGUUGUACCCGCCUUUACUGACUGCACAAAAACUGACACGAGAUAUGUUGCCAACGACUGCAAUGAAAGCGGAAGCAAUUGGGAGGCUGCUAACAUCGGAAUCGGUGCCCACAUGCACGAGACCGGUCAUCUGUUCGGAUGCCCUCACCAAGAAUCAGGUGUCAUGCUUCGCGACUAUGUUCGUUUGAACCGCACUUUCACAACCAGAGAGCCCUACUGCACACGUACGCAAUCGCAAGGCAUGCGACUGUGUCUCCAACAGGAUGAAUGUGCAUGGCACAGACUGGAUGCUUUGAGGUUCAGACUGCACCCUUGUUUCGCUCUACCUACUGAUGUGAACAUUCCUCCGGAAGACAGCAUUCAGGUCUGGGCUGUUGACAAAGGAGCCGCUCUGGUUACUGCAAGCACUGGCAUUGCUUUCAUCGAGAUCUACACCGAGGGCGACGAACUCUGCCGUCACUGGAUCGAAUACCUGGACCCGAACAGCGGCUCCUCCGCAGGCGCACCUCGCCAAAUCACAUUGACAGAAGCCGAACUGAGAACCAAGGUCGGCGAGGCCAACAAGAACAAGAAGCUGAAAAUCAAGAUCUUCUCUCUUGGUCAGGGCGAUCAUGAAGUCGCCGACUUUGCCCAGCAUGUGAGCAAGGAUUCCAAGCUGAAGCUUCCCGACAGCCGAGUAGGCUUCAGAGGCUCAAAGGUCGGAUUCUCGCAAAUGGAUGGAACACAACCUCAAGAAGUGCUUCUACGAUCAUCACACGAGAAGCGCAAGCUUCUGGUUGCCAUCAGAGUCUUCCACGGUUUCGCGUUAGACGGCAUCGAGUUUGUGUACGAGGAUGGAGAGAACCAACUGUUCGGAAAGAGAGGUGGCAAGGAGGGCGGAGACGAGUUCCCCAUCAAUGCGCGAUUCGGCGAAACGCUGCUGGGCUUCAAUCUGAGAGCUGGUCUCUGGAUUGACGGUAUUCAGAUUCUGACCAGCGGCGGUCGUCGCAGCGAGUGGUACGGCAAUAAGGACGGUGGUAGCGGAUGCAGUCUGAUUCCUCCCAGAGGAUACAGUAUUGCCGGCGUCUACGGCACCUGCGGACAAUGGCUCGAUGGCUUCGGUCUCGUCAUCACGCGAUGA